UUGUUUGCCUAUUUAACUUCAACCCCAUACAACCCAUCCCCUUCCCCCCUUCCGCCCCUCCUCUCUCUCUCUUCUUGCUCUGCCUGAGCUUUUGCUUAGCUUUUCUUCACCAAACAUAUUCUCCUUUUCCACCCAACACAAACCCAUUUUAGCUCAAAUGCAAUCAUAUUGAACCCACAUUCAAUCAUUCCAACCUCUCCUCUGCUUCUCUUUGCCACACCACCUUGCUUUUAUUGAAGAAAAACAACCCAAAAACUUUCAACAACUUGAGACCUUUACUUGUAAAUCAUCAUCAAGUCUCAAUUAGCACCAAUUGUUUGUUUUGUUUGUUUUGUUUUUUGUUUGUUUUGGGUUUAGGUUCUUUUGACUGUUUCUCCAUGGAGCAUGAGUUUUUUCUGAAUGCUGGAAUGCCCACUUGGCACUCUCUUUCGUCAGCCAUGGACAUUCAAGGGACCGAGCAAUCCCCAGAUUGCUUGCUGAAUCCUAGCUGGGAAACGUCGACGGAUCACGGUAUCCACUUCGAUUCAGCUCUGAGUUCAAUGGUGUCGUCGCCUGCAGCAUCGAAUACCAACACGCCUAACGACAGUUUUGUGAUCAGGGAGUUGAUAGGAAAGCUGGGAAACAUUGGUAACUCUGGUGAGAUCUCGCCGCAUUCUGGGCCUUUGUUGGGAAAUGCUACAAUUGCUGCAGCGGCUACUUCUUACAACAGUGCCAACACUUCUGCUUAUAGCACUCCUUUGAAUUCUCCUCCUAAGCUAAGCGUGACCAUGAUCAAACACUUGGUGAAGGAAAGCUCACCCAAUUCGGGAAAAUCAAUGCCUUUGAAUUCCAGCGUGGCAGAGUUCUCUGCUGACCCUGGAUUUGCUGAGAGGGCUGCCAGGUUCUCCCGCUUUGGCAGCAGGAGUUUCAAUGGCCGGACAACCCAAUUCGGCCCGAACAACGCUGAAGUCCCUUAUAAAUCCAAUCUGUUACACCGAGUUUCGAGUAGUCCUUCUCUGAAAGCAGUCGGAUCUCAAAUGGGUGCCCAGGAAACCAACAAUUCUCCUGAACUCGCAAAUUCUCAAGACGAAUCCACUGUCUCAGAACAAAUUCCGAACGGGGAGACAGGGUUAAAGGGUACCAACGAUUCGAAUUCCAGGAAAAGAAAAGCAGCUUCCAAGGGAAAAGCAAAGGAGCCUGCAUUAUCUCCAUUUGCCAAUGCUACAAAGGUGGCUGGAGCUAAUGAUAAUUCGAAUGCAAAGCGAUGCAAGCCAGGCGAGGCUGAUGGAAAUGAAAAUGGCCCUGUUAAAGCAGAGGAAACAGGAGGAAGUGCAGGGGAAGAGAAAGACACCAAGGCUAUCACAAAGCCUCCGGAGGCUCCUAAGGACUACAUUCAUGUGAGAGCCAGAAGGGGCCAGGCUACUGACAGCCACAGUCUCGCUGAAAGAGUCCGAAGAGAGAAGAUUAGCGAAAGGAUGAAGCUACUCCAAGAUCUUGUCCCUGGUUGCAAUAAGGUCACCGGAAAAGCACUUAUGCUCGACGAAAUUAUCAACUACGUCCAGUCAUUGCAACGUCAAGUCGAGUUCCUCUCCAUGAAAUUGGCUUCUGUCAAUACCAGGCUGGAUUUCAACUUGGAAAAUCUAAUCCAUAAAGAUAUAUUCCAAUCAAACAACCCUUUGCCGCACCCAAUAUUCCCAUUAGAUUCCUCGGCAUCAGCUUUUUAUUGUCACCAGCCCCAGCAAAAUCAAGCACUGAAUGCCAACAUUUCUAAUGGGACAGUGACCCAAUCCUCUGUGGACCCAUUAGACACUGCACUAUGCUCAACUCUCAGCCUGCAAUUACCUCCACUCAAUGGAUUUAGCGACACUGUUUCUCAAUAUCCGAUGUUCGGCGAAGAUGACCUGCAAACCAUUGUACAAAUGGGUUUUGGUCAAAAUCCCAACGGGGAAACAACAGCAUUGCAGCCACAAAGCUUCCAUGGUGAGGAAAAAAUAACGAGGAAAUCGGUUUUCCUUUGAAAGUUAUUCCUAUUCCUACCCACAAAAUUGUGAUCCAUGAUAAGCAUUCUUAUCAUGCAGGCGCACAAAUGAAACUCGAGCUCUGAUUCCUACUCAUCAAUUCAAGGCCGCCCAGAGGAAAACAGAGGCUGCUGUAUAUACAAGAGAUUUAAUUCAAGCCAUUCAUCCUUAGGUCUAAUGAAGUGUACUUUUUCUUUUUUUCUUUCUUGUCAAUGUGAUUUUGCUGUCUAAUUUUUUUUUUUAGGUAAGUUGUAAAAUCGCAGACCAGUUCUGUCUGUUGGUGCUAAAGUCUCACAGCACCCACAUGUAAGAUAACAAUUACAGUGCUAAUUAGUGUAGAGUUUUUCUACCAGCUCUGUUGGCCAUUUUGUCUUUUAUAUAUAUAUAUAUAUCAGAGAAAUUUGGUGAUUAUUCUAAUUAAUUUAUAUUUGGGUCA
Messenger RNA from Alnus glutinosa, 2433 nucleotides. Its product is annotated as transcription factor bHLH62. The coding region runs from base 378 to 1997 and encodes 539 amino acids. The transcript has 7 exons. NCBI's taxonomy places the organism in Eukaryota, Viridiplantae, Streptophyta, Magnoliopsida, Fagales, Betulaceae. Gene Ontology annotation, biological process: regulation of DNA-templated transcription. The record is from RefSeq and is a predicted model, not a curated record. Gene Ontology annotation, cellular component: nucleus. Gene Ontology annotation, molecular function: protein dimerization activity; DNA-binding transcription factor activity.